Frankliniella occidentalis (western flower thrips) is the source of this 458-nucleotide messenger RNA. RefSeq lists its product as uncharacterized. Lineage: Eukaryota; Metazoa; Arthropoda; Insecta; Thysanoptera; Thripidae. The coding region runs from base 99 to 419 and encodes 106 amino acids. Gene Ontology annotation, molecular function: DNA helicase activity. The transcript has 2 exons. The record is from RefSeq and is a predicted model, not a curated record. Gene Ontology annotation, biological process: DNA repair; telomere maintenance.
AAGCAAUCACAUCAGGAAAUUCAACACAUCCAAACUUGCUAAAAUCUGUAAUUGUUCAAGGCAAAGCAGGUACAGGAAAGAGCCUACUGAUACAUGCAAUGAAAAGCAUUAUCCGCAAUAGUUUGGGAUCAGAUGCCUUUUGCCUACUUGGUCCAACAGGUGUCAGUGCACUAAACAUAAAUGGGUCAACAAUCCACUCUAAGCUCCACAUUCAUCCCAAAACAAGAGAAGUUCUACCUUUAAAAGGAACAGCUGUUCAUGAGUUUCGAAAAAAAUUUGAAAAUGUUCACUUUGUUUUGAUUGAUGAAUAUAGUAUGGUCGGAUGCAACAUGUUGAAUUUAAUUGAAAAGAGACUUAAAGAAGCAAUGGACAGAGAUAAUGAACCAUAUGGUGGUGUGUUUACUUUCUUUUUUUGGUGAUAUUAAACAACUGGCUCCUGUUGGAGAUAGUGCUCCAUA